AUGGGCCAAGUAAUUGGUCUUGAUUUGUGUGAGGAAUUUAUUUCUGGAGGACUGAAUAAUUCAAGUCUCUUCAAGCUGCAAUAUUUGCAGAAUUUGAAUCUUGCUUACAAUGAUUUCAAUUCUUCCAUUCCUUUGGAGUUUGACAAGCUCAAGAAUUUGAGGUGUUUAAAUUUGUCAAAUGCUGGAUUUCAUGGGCAGAUUCCUGCUCAGAUUUCUCACCUGACAAAUUUGACAACACUUGACUUGUCUACAUCACUUGCCUCACAACAUUUUCUCAAACUCCAGAAUCCAAACAUUGAGAUGAUUUUACAGAACCUUACAAAACUCACAGAACUAUAUCUUGAUGGUGUGAGGGUAUCUGCUGAGGGAAAGGAGUGGUGUCAUGCUUUAUCUUCUCUUCAAAAGCUAAAAGUGCUGAGCAUGUCAUCAUGCAAUAUCUCAGGGCCAAUUGAUUCUUCACUAGAAGCACUUAAGGAACUCUCAGUAGUUCGACUGAAUCUGAAUAAUAUCUCAAGCCCUGUGCCUGAAUUCCUUGUUAAUUUCUCCAAGUUGAAUGUCUUGGAGCUUAGCAGUUGCUGGUUGAGGGGUAAUUUUCCAAAGGGUAUCUUUCAAAUGCAAACAUUAAGUGUUCUUGAUAUCUCAAACAACCAGGAUCUUCAUGGUGCUUUGCCAAAUUUCCUACAACAAGAAGUUCUUCACACCAUGAAUCUUAGUAACACAAAUUUCUCUGGGAAAUUGCCAGGUUCUAUUUCAAAUUUAAAGCAGUUGUCCAAAUUAGAUCUAUCUAACUGCCAAUUCAUUGAAACACUCCCAAUUUCAAUGUCAGAAAUCACUCAACUUGUUCAUGUGGACUUGUCUUUUAACAAGUUUACUGGUCCCCUUCCCUCUUUGAAGAUGGCAAAAAAUCUCAGAUAUUUAUCUCUCUUACACAAUAAUUUGACAGGAGCCAUUCCUACAACUCAUUUUGAGGGACUUGAAAAUCUACUCACUGUCAAUUUAGGAGAUAAUUCCCUCAACGGAAAAAUUCCUUUGACUCUUUUUACACUUCCAUCUUUGCAAGAACUAACACUUUCUCAUAAUGGAUUUGAUGGCCUAUUAGAUGAAUUUCCAAAUGUUUCUGCCUCUAAACUACAGUUGAUUGACUUGAGCAGCAACAAAUUGCAGGGUCCUAUUCCGGAGUCUAUCUUUCAUAUUAAUGGACUCCGUUUCCUACAACUUUCUGCAAAUGAAUUCAAUGGAACAAUAAAACUUGUUAUGAUUCAGAGGCUUCACAAUUUGCAUACAUUAGGUCUUUCACACAACAAAUUGUCAGUUGAUAUAAUUGUCAAUGAUGAUCAUGACCUAUCAUCCUUUCCCAGCAUGAAAUAUAUAUUGUUGGCUUCUUGCAAGUUGAGAGAAUUUCCAGGGUUCUUGAGAAACCAAUCCCAACUAAAUGCUUUAGACCUAUCCAACAAUCAGAUUCAAGGAAUAGUUCCUAACUGGAUCUGGAGAUUUGACUCUCUGGUUUAUCUCAAUCUUUCCAACAAUUUUCUCACAAAUAUGGAAGGACCCUUUGAUGAUCUGAAUUCCAAUCUAUACAUCCUUGAUCUUCAUUCCAAUCAACUUUCUGGAUCAAUUCCUACUUUCACAAAAUAUGCUGUUCAUUUGGACUACUCAAGCAAUAAAUUCAACACUGCCCCACUUGACAUGGAUAAGUAUAUCCCUUUUGUAUACUUUCUCUCCCUUUCAAAUAACACCUUUCAAGGGAAAAUCCAUGAAGCCUUUUGUAAUCUUUCUUCUCUGCGGUUGCUUGAUCUUUCCUAUAAUCGCUUCAAUGACCUCAUUCCCAAGUGUUUGAUGAGAAGGAAUAGUACCCUCAGAGUACUAAAUCUUGCUGGAAACAAACUCAAGGGUUAUCUUUCUGAUACCAUUUCAAGUUCAUGCAAUUUAAGAUUCCUUAAUCUCAAUGGAAAUCUCUUGGGUGGUGUUAUCCCAGACUCUCUAGCCAAUUGCCAGAGUCUACAAGUCUUAAAUCUUGGAAGCAAUCAGUUUAGUGAUAGAUUUCCAUGCUUCUUAAGUAAUAUUUCCUCCCUGAGAGUGCUAAUUUUGAGGUCAAACAAACUCAAUGGUCCAAUUGCAUGCCCUCAUAACACUAGCAAUUGGGAGAUGCUACAUAUUGUUGAUCUAGCCUACAAUAAUUUCUCUGGUAUACUACCUGGACCAUUUUUUAGAAGCUGGACAAAAAUGAUGGGUAAUGAGGCUGAAUCCCAUGAAAAAUACGGGUCUUUAUUUUUUGACGUGUUUGACAAUCAUGCCACUGUGCGUUACAAUAAUCUGUUCACAGUUAUCAGCAAAUUUCUUGUAAUGAAAUUAUACAAACUGUUGGCAACUGAGCCUUAUUUUGUGGCUGACCACAUAUUUGCCUAUUAUGUCACUUCUAACGAAUUCGGUGGUCGCUACUUGGAUUCAGUUACAAUUGUGAACAAGGCUUUGCAAAUGAAGUUGAUCAAAAUUCCCACUAUCUUCACUUCCUUAGAUCUCUCCUCGAACCAUUUUGAAGGUCCAAUACCUGAAGAACUUGUGAGUUUGAAAGCACUCAAUGUUCUUAAUUUGUCACACAAUGCUUUCUCAAGUCACAUCCCCUUGUCAAUUGGAAGUUUGGUGCAUCUUGAAUCCUUGGACUUGUCAAAUAACAAUUUGAGCGGAAAAAUCCCUCUUGAGCUUGCUAGUUUAAAUUUUCUAGCAUACUUGAAUCUCUCAUUUAAUCAAUUGAGGGGGCAAAUCCCAACAGGUGCUCAAAUGCAAACAUUUGAUGCAAGUUAUUUUGAAGGCAAUGAAGGAUUAUGUGGGCCACCCUUAAAAGAUUGCACCAACGAUAGAGUGGGACAUUCCCUUCCAACACCAUAUGAAAUGCAUGGAUCAAUUGACUGGAAUUUCCUAAGUGUGGAGUUGGGAUUCAUUUUUGGCUUUGGAAUCACUAUCCUUCCCCUUAUGUUCUUCCAGAGGUGGGGGCUUUUGUAUUGGCAGCGCGUUGAUGAAUUGCUUUACAUGCUUGUUCCUCAGUUUGGCUUUGUUUAUGAACACUAUAGAGGGCAAAGGUACAGAACUCUAAGGUGGAUAGUGUAG
Messenger RNA from Glycine soja, 3105 nucleotides. RefSeq names its product receptor-like protein 7. The record is from RefSeq and is a predicted model, not a curated record. The transcript has a single exon. NCBI's taxonomy places the organism in Eukaryota, Viridiplantae, Streptophyta, Magnoliopsida, Fabales, Fabaceae. Gene Ontology annotation, molecular function: protein binding. Bases 1 to 3105 code for a protein of 1034 amino acids.